This is a messenger RNA of Xyrauchen texanus (razorback sucker), 2981 nucleotides long. Its product is annotated as cadherin-like protein 26. Gene Ontology annotation, biological process: cell morphogenesis; calcium-dependent cell-cell adhesion; adherens junction organization. Lineage: Eukaryota; Metazoa; Chordata; Actinopteri; Cypriniformes; Catostomidae. Gene Ontology annotation, cellular component: catenin complex; adherens junction; plasma membrane. The transcript has 14 exons. Bases 103 to 2313 code for a protein of 736 amino acids. The record is from RefSeq and is a predicted model, not a curated record. Gene Ontology annotation, molecular function: cadherin binding; calcium ion binding.
AUUUGAUGCACUUUAAAUAAAUGUAUAAGACAGGCUGUCACAAUAACGCACAAUAAGGCAAGAGGAAGCAAAGAUCUUUAGCUGUCAGUAUCACUGCUUACAAUGAGGGCUAUUGGGCUUGUUUUCCUAGUUGCAAAUGUCUGCAUUCAUUUUGCAACCCCAUCGAAACAUAACCUACGCAAAACACGUGCAUGGAUUGUUAAUACGCUGUCUAUGGAAGAGGAGCAAAGGGGUCCUUUCCCAUAUAAACUGGGAGAUCUAAAUACUGAGAAGAAUGUUUUCAUGGAAUACUCCAUUCACGGACAGGGUAUUGACAGAGAUCCCAAGGGAAUUCUGUCUAUUGACAAGACUGACGGUUCCAUUUACGUUCAUGGGAAAGUCGAUUACGAGGAAUACAAUAAAUUAACCAUCACAUUUGAAUCUGAUAAAAGCCCAGACUCUAAGCUUGCUGUGGAUAUUGAGAUUCUGGAUGUUAACGACCACACGCCUGUUUUUAAUAAUCCAGUUUAUGAAAGCACAAUAGAUGAAUCGACAACACAAGGUGAGCAUGUGGUCACAAUAUUUGCAAGUGAUGGUGACCGGGCUGGCUCGGCAAAUUCAUUGUUCACUUUCAGAAUCGUGUCAGUCACUCCCACUCCCUCCAACGCUGAGUUCUUCAUUCGACAAACUGAAGGAGAUACAACAGGGGAAAUAUACUUCAAGGGUUGUCUUAAUUAUGAGGAGGCCCAAAAAUACACUAUUGUGGUUGAAGCGAAGGAUCAUGGGGAGAAGGUGCAACUCUCAAGCACGAGUAGAGUGAUAGUGAAUGUUAUCGACAAAAACAACCAUCUUCCAGAAUUCGUAGGUAAAAUGACUUGUGAGAAGGUCAAAGAGGGACAGCGUGGAGAACCUGUUUGUCGGCUGCAGGUGGCAGAUAAAGAUAGCACAGGAUCUGCAGCUUGGAGGGCCAAAUACUCUCUGCAGGGUGAACAAGCACAGCACUUCAAGAUUAAAACCGAUCCUUUGACCAAUGAUGGAGUCAUAACUGUCACUAAGCCAUUGGAUUAUGAAGAAAGGUCCAGCUUGAAACUGACAGUCAGUGUGGAGAAUGAAGAUCCUUUCUUCUACUGUAGAGUCAAAAGGCGUCCCAAACAUGGACUGUGGAAUAUAGAAAACUCUAGAGGCAGGUCCAUUUCCACAUCAGUAUCUCUUCCAAUCAACAUUAUUGUGGAAGAUGUCAAUGACCCUCCGAUAUUCAUAGAGAAUAUCAAACAUGUGAGAGUUAUGGAGAACAUGGAAAUUGGACACAGCCUGUGGAUGUUCAAAGCUGAGGACCAAGAUCACCAUGAUUCAAAUUCAAUAAUUAGGUUCACCAGAGGAGAAGAUGUAGAUGAUUGGGUAACUGUAGACUCACAAACGGGUCUUGUAUCUACAGCUAAAAUUUUAGACCGGGAAUCACCCUACGUAAAGGACAAUACAUACACUGUUGUCUUAUAUGCUGUUGAUAAUGGUACACCACCAAUGACUGGUACCGGGACUUUAAUUAUCCAUCUGAGAGAUGAGAAUGAUAAUUCACCAAUGCUAGAGGUAGACAAACAGUACAUGUGCUUUUCUGAGAGGGCCAUUGAGAUUACAGCUGUUGACCCUGACCUGCAUCCGUACAGCGCGCCGUUCCGCUUCGAGCUAGUGGGAGAUGUUGACGGAAAAUGGAAGCUUAAUUCCAACUAUGGCACAAAUGUGACUUUGUUCAAAGAGGGCGUUGUACCUGUGGGCGAUCAUGAACUCACCCUGAAGAUCUCUGACAGCCAGGGCCAGUUUUCUCUCCAGACACUCUCAGUACAUGUUUGUGAGUGUACCAUUACUGCAGAGUGCGUUGCAAUGCAGUUAAGCGUCACUGCCAUCAUUGUCAUAGUCAUCAGCAUCUUAAUACUACUUGGUUUCUUGCUGAUGAGUUGUCUGAUCAGACAUAUGCCGAAGAAAACUAGAAUGAUACAGCUGGAGGGAUCUUCUCAAUCUUUUAUUCCAUCCCACACAGAAGCCUUUGGAACUGACUGCAAGAUUCCAUUCAUUUACACCGAUUCCUUGCUGACAAAGGCAUCUUCAAGUGAUAUCACUUUUUCUGAUUGCAAGUACAAAGACGUUGGAAAUGUUAAGGGCUGUUCUGAUGAACAUGGUGUUCUUGAGCCGUGUCCAUCCCUUGAGGCUGAUGUUCAGACUGAUAUCUUCUGUAAACGAGACAGCAACUUUACUUCAGUUAAACUCCAAGAGAGAUUCAAAGGCUUUACAGCAAUUUCACAUACAAACAUAAAAUAUAUGCCAAUGAAUGUAUUGUGAAAGAUGAAGGACACUAAAAGAUGAAAAUCUGCAACUUAAUGAAGGUCACAAUAAAGUGCUAUAGAUUCAUGAAGGUUUGCACUAUGUGUGUAAAAGUUGAAUGUGUAUAUAGUUUAUACACUAGUUUACACAUUGAAUUCACUAUAGUAUUGUGUAUUUCCAUGGUCAGACAUAAAGACUAAGUGAAUAAGCAACAUGUAGUUUGGGUUUGUGCCUCAUCAGACUUUGCCUAUGAAUAUGAAGAAUGCAAUUAAUGUCGGGAUGUUUACGUUUUAACUGUAAAUGGCAGAGCUGUCUUUUUAUCUAAAAUGUACAAUUAUACCAAGUGAAAGACUUUAGGUAUGCAAUGAACAUGCAAUUCAUUCAACAAUGUAUUUAAUUCUGUAUUAAGGCGGUGCUGGUGGAAUUCUGUGAAUGUAAAUGCAAAUAUAUCAGCUUAUACAUAAAUUCAGCUCAUUCAUGCUUAAGUCAUUCAUAAGGGCUUCUUAUCACAUGCUCAGGCUGGAUAGAGAUGAUGUUAGAGGGAUAUAAGCAGAUUACAGUUCACUUUUAUGUUAUGAAGGAUUGCUUGUUUUAUGGGUAAGAAUAAGUUAGUUUGUGUUGUGUGGUGAUGAUUUUUUAUUAUUAUUAUUAACUGUAACUUAUUUAUUGUACUCCAAUAAAAAAAA